This is a messenger RNA of Diversispora eburnea, 1986 nucleotides long. The record is from the annotation of a GenBank genome assembly. NCBI's taxonomy places the organism in Eukaryota, Fungi, Glomeromycota, Glomeromycetes, Diversisporales, Diversisporaceae.
AUGACCACAACAGAAAUAACGAAUAAUAAUAGGACAAAUAAUGGAACAAACAAUAGAACAAAUUAUUUAAAAGAUAGUCCGAAAGUUUAUUUACAAGAAGCAAUCGAUCAAGGGAAGUUAAAAUAUAUAUCGUAUGACACGUUUAAUAAUAUCAAGAUCAUAAAUUCGGGGGUAUUUGGAAAAGUAUUUCGUGCAUAUUGGUCCAUUGGAGAGAAGAAUGUAACCUUAAAAAGUUUAGAAAAUGAAUAUGAAUCUGAUGAUCAAAAUUUUUAUCAGGAAUUAGUUAAAGAGUAUUCGAAUGAAGGAAAUUUAAGAGAUUUCUUAAUGAACCAAUUUUCUAAUCUUGAUUGGAUAAAAAAAAUCAACAUAUCCAAAGAAAUUGUUCGUGGUCUUCGAUGUUUACAUAGUCAAAAUAUAAUUCAUGGAAAUUUACAUCCAAGGAAUGUAUUAAUUCAUGAUGGAAAAAUAAAAAUAAGUGAUUUUGGAAUAUCCAAACCAUUAGAUAUAGUUUCAACUGAAUUUGAAAAUCAACGUCCAACAAUUCAACAAAUAUGUGAUUCUUUAGAUAAAAUAAAUUUAUUCGAUUCAUCAACUCAACAAUUAUCACAACUUCCACAACUAUCACACCUUUCACAAUUUUCACGAAUAUCACAAAUAUCACAAACAUCGCAACUAUCACAAUUAUCACAAUUAUCACAAUUAUCACAAUUGUCGCAACGUCGAAAACUUCAAAAACCAAAAGAUAAAGAUGCGAAACGUCAAAGGGCAGCUUAUCCUAUUUCUAAAAAGGUUGAAGUAGUAGAAUAUGCUAAAAAGUAUAGUAGAAAUGCAGCUUCUAGACGUUACGGUCUUGACGCUCCAAUGGUCGGUCGUUGGGUGAAAGCAAGUGAAAGAUGGAAAAAAGAUACAAAUAAAAAUGUAAUGAAACUUGGUUCAGGAAGAAAAGCUUUCUUUCCUAAAGCUGAAGAAAGAUUAUAUGAAUGGAUUAUCGAAAGACGUCAUAAUACUAAAUCAAUGACUUAUUCUAUGAUUAGAAAAAGAAUGUUAGAAAUUUUAAAAUUACCUGAAAUGGUUUCAGUAUAUCCAAAUGCUUAUCAAUUUAAAGCCAGAAGUCGUUGGUUAACAGCAUUUAUGAAAAGAAAGAAGAUUGCUUUAAGGAGAAGAAAUAAAUCCUCACAACAAUUAUCUGAACAACUUAGUGAAGCAUUCUAUAAAUUUCGUAGAGAUAUAUUUCAAUUAAGAUAUUGUCUUACUUUCGAAAUGUGUAAUAUAUUAAAUAUGUGUGAAACUCCUAUUUGGUUUGAUAUGCAAGGUAAUUUUGCUAUUAAUCCUAUUGGUGAAAAGAAUAUUAAUUUUACAAAUAAUGAUAAAAACGAUAAAAGAGAUAAAAGUAAUAAAAAUAAUUUUACAGUUAUUCUUACUUGUGCUGCAGAUGGAUCAAAAUAUCCACCUAUUUGUAUAUUCAAAGGAGGACAAUUGCCACGUGAUGAUAAUACACCUAAUGGAGUUUAUGUAUUGUUUCAGGAGGAUGAUCGGAUGAAUUAUUAUAUUAAUUAUUUAAGUCGAAUUAGAGAAUUAAAUCGUCAAUCAAAUAAUUCUGCUUUAAUGAUUUAUGAUCCUUUUAUAAUUCCUCCAGGAUUAAAAAGUGUUUGUCAACCACUUGACAAUAUUCUUAGUAAAUCAUUCAUUGAUAAUUUAAGAAAUGAAUGGUAUCAAUGGAUGAAAAUUGAUGAUAAUGAUAAUUAUACUUCCACUGGUCAUCGUUUAGCUAAAUUUAGUGAUGUUUGUAAUUGGGUUAAAAAUUCUUGGGAUAAAAUUCCUUCGGAUAUAAUUUUAUGUUCAUUUAAAAAAUGUGCUAUUUCUAAUAAUUUGGAUGGUUCCGAAGAUAUCAUGAUUUAUGAUGAUAUUAAUGAAAUUGUUAAUGAAUUACAAAAAGAAAAAGAAAUUGAAGAUUUGGUUAAUGGUGAUGAUGAAUAUGAAUUGUAA